AGAAGCACUGCUCUCCUCCUCUCUCCAUCAUCCCUCCAUCUUCCUCCUCCUCCAUCCAGAACUCUCUCUCUCUGUCUUCUGUCUUCUCUCCUCCACCCUGAAGACAGGUCGAACUCUUCAUCAGCACCAUCAUCAUCAUCCUCCAAGGAACAGGGAGCCCUCUGACCCUAGCCCCGCCGGGUCACCAUGGCAACGGUCAUCUGCACUCGUUUCACCGAAGAGUAUCAGCUGUACGAGGAGCUGGGCAAGGGAGCGUUUUCGGUGGUGCGGCGCUGUGUGAAGGUGUUGUCAGGUCAGGAGUACGCCGCCAAGAUCAUCAACACCAAGAAACUGUCUGCCAGAGAUCAUCAGAAGUUGGACCGUGAGGCUCGGAUCUGUCGUUUACUUAAACAUCCAAACAUUGUUCGGCUUCAUGACAGCAUCUCAGAGGAGUUACAUCAUUACCUCAUCUUCGACUUGGUCACAGGUGGGGAGUUGUUUGAAGACAUCGUGGCCAGAGAAUAUUACAGUGAAGCUGAUGCCAGCCACUGUAUCCAGCAGAUUUUGGAGGCGGUGCUACACUGUCACCAGAUGGGCGUGGUCCACAGAGACCUAAAGCCAGAGAACCUGCUGCUGGCCUCGAAGUCCAAAGGUGCUGCUGUGAAACUGGCUGACUUCGGCCUGGCCAUCGAGGUGGAGGGAGACCAGCAGGCCUGGUUUGGUAAGACCUCUCAGUCAUACUUGUGUCUACUGUUUCUUUCUCUAUUGUCUCUACUGUCUCUGUCUCUAAUGUCUGUCCUCUUUCGGUCAGGUGUGAUUCUCUACAUCUUAUUGGUCGGUUAUCCUCCGUUCUGGGAUGAAGACCAACAUCGACUCUACCAGCAGAUAAAAGCUGGAGCUUAUGAUUUUCCUUCACCGGAGUGGGACACGGUGACUCCUGAAGCCAAAGAUCUCAUUAAUAAGAUGUUGACCAUCAAUCCGGCAAAACGCAUCACAGCUGCCGAGGCCCUCAAACACCCGUGGAUCUCACAUCGCUCCACAGUGGCGUCCUGUAUGCACAGACAGGAAACCGUCGAGUGUCUGAAGAAGUUUAAUGCUAGGAGGAAACUGAAGGGGGCGAUCCUGACCACCAUGUUGGCCACCAGAAACUUCUCAGGAGGAAAAAGCAGCAGCAACAAGAAGAACGAUGGAGUUAAGGAAUCAUCAGAGAGUACGAACACGACUAUAGAGGAUGAAGACACCAGAGUGAGGAAGCAGGACAUCAUUAAAGUCACGGAGCAGCUCAUCGAGGCGAUCAGCAAUGGAGACUUUGAGAGCUACACUAAAAUGUGCGACCCAGCUGUGACGGCGUUCGAGCCUGAGGCGUUGGGGAAUCUGGUCGAAGGCCUGGACUUUCACCGCUUUUAUUUUGAAAACUUGUGGUCUAAGAACAGUAAACCCGUCCACACCACCAUCUUGAACCCUCACAUCCACCUGGUCGGGGACGAGGCCGCCUGCAUCGCUUACAUCAGAGUGACUCAGUACAUUGAUGCCAACGGGACACCUCGCACCGCCCAAUCAGAGGAGACCAGGGUGUGGCAUCGCCGUGACGGCAAGUGGCAGAUCGUCCACUUCCACCGCUCAGGCUCCGCCUCCACGCUCAGCAAGUAA
Molecule: messenger RNA, 1629 nt
Organism: Paralichthys olivaceus (Japanese flounder)
Lineage: Eukaryota; Metazoa; Chordata; Actinopteri; Pleuronectiformes; Paralichthyidae
Source: RefSeq, a predicted model, not a curated record